Lodderomyces margitis is the source of this 2784-nucleotide messenger RNA. RefSeq names its product linker nucleoporin. Bases 1 to 2784 code for a protein of 927 amino acids. NCBI's taxonomy places the organism in Eukaryota, Fungi, Ascomycota, Pichiomycetes, Serinales, Debaryomycetaceae. Gene Ontology annotation, biological process: poly(A)+ mRNA export from nucleus; protein import into nucleus. Gene Ontology annotation, cellular component: nuclear pore. Gene Ontology annotation, molecular function: structural constituent of nuclear pore. The transcript has a single exon. The record is from RefSeq and is a predicted model, not a curated record.
AUGUUUGCAAAUAAACUGAGCACAUCUGCAUUUGGCGGGGGCCUCAAUUUUGGUCAAUCACAACUGCAACCACUGCAACAGCUGCAAGGACAACAACAACAACCAUCAUCACAACAACAAACGCAACCCCAAAUAUCUGUUGGAUCAACUACCCAAAGUACAAUUAAUCCACCACAAUCACUCAAUACAACCAAUAUCGAUAUUACCGCUUCUUUAGACAAUUCCGGCACUGACAAGAUUCUAAAAGACCUUUUAGAAUCAGCAAGCAACUUGCCAAAGUCACACAUCAAAUACAACAAUCUUGGGUCAAUCCGCUUGACUUUGGAUGAGCUUGAACGUAAAUCACAGCAGUUGAGAAAAGAAGCCGAAAACGAGGGUAAUCACACUAAAGCCCAUUAUCUUUUAGCCGGUGCGGGUGUUGCAACUGGUGAUAUCGAGGAUGAAUUGAAUAAGAUUCAGUUGCCCAAAUCUACAUCUUUUUAUCAACCAGUAAAUGCAGAAACUGUUGAAAGCCAUCUCAAAAAGAGAAAAGAAGAAAGUAUCUUAAAUACCAUUGAGCAAUCCUUUGCUGUAGCAUCGAAUGAUUUUGACAACUACAUCAAUGCUAACAUAUCCAUUGACUGGAAAGCAAGGAGGGAAGAAUUGAGAAAGGUUAUGGGUAUUAAGGAUAGUGCCAAGUUCAAAGAAGAAGCCUCAAAGCUCUCUGUGGUUUGGAAGUCCAGCUCAGCAGCUGCCAAUAUAUUCACCCCGUUAAAGAAUACAAAUUCCUCAUUGAAGCAAAUAUCGCGUGAAAAAUUUGAAAAUUAUGCCAAUGUGGUUUAUGCAUUGAAUGAGUCGCGGUUAGUUGAUGAACCAUUCUCGUUGUGCUUGAAUUUUUACGAAUUAAAUAAAGUGCAAGACGACUCAAAGUCAAAACAAGUGGCUGAAACUUGGAAAAUUUUGCAAAAUCUCACCCUGGAGAAAUUUGCAAAGACUAGUCAGGAAAAGAAAUUUGCCCAUUAUUCUGAGUCAGACUUGCAUAAUGAGAUACUGUUGACAAGUAAACGAUUCUUGGAGGGCCAAUUCUUGAAUUAUAUUGAACACAUCUAUGUGAAACAUGACAAACCGCAAAAUUUUCUUCCUGGUACCAACAUUAAUAAAGUUUCCUUCUUUAUACACCAAGUCAUACUCAAGAAUGAACCCGAGUUGGCCAACAAAACAUUGCUCGUGAAUGGAACGCCAAUUUGGGCAUUGAUAUACUACUUGAUGCGUUCUGGUCUCUACUCUGAUGCAAGUGACAUUGUCAACCAAAAUGGUGAAUUAUUUAACAAGUUUGAUAGAAACUUUCCUGUGUACAUAAAAGCGUUUGUGGAUCAAAAUAAGUUGCCAUCGAAUUUAAGUGAAAGAAUACAUCAAGAGUUUGGUCAACAAUUUCAAUACGUUUUGAAUGAUAUUGAUACUAGUGUCAACUUUGACCCCUACAAGUAUUCGGUUUACAAAAUCAUUGGUAAAUGUGACUUGAGUAAUCCAUCACUUCCUCAAGCCGUUAACCUAAGUGUUGAGGAUUGGUUGUGGUUUCAUUUGUCCAUAAUCAAUGAAAGCGAAUCGUCGAUUUAUGAAAAUUACUCCUUGGCCAAUCUUCAGGGUAAAGUACUUCUGUUGGGCGCAAAGUACUUUACGUCAUCAAACAACCCUUUGUAUUUAAAGACAUUAAUUUUAACUGGUUUGUAUGAACUAGCUGUACAAUAUUGUUAUGAUUUUGUUAAUGAAGCUGAUUCAGUCCACUUGGCUAUCGGCUUAGCUUAUUAUGGAGUACUCCACUGUUACAACUCCAACAAAAACGAAGUCAUUGCUGUGACAAACAAUAAAUAUGAGGUAAACUUUGGCAGAAUCACUGGUGCAUAUACAACUACAUUCAAAAUUAGUGACCCUAAAGUUGCCUGCGAGUAUUUAAUCAUGAUUGCCUUAGUUGAUGAGCAACUUUCACAUGACGCAUUAAGGGAGCUCUUGCUUGUGACUAGAGAGUUUGGAGCACUCAUCGGCGAACUCUACCCUGAAACUGGAUUCAUUGAACCAGGAGUUUUAGAAACUCAGCGCAAAUUAAUUGGCUUGGACGAUAUAAAUGCAUUCCAUCAUGAAAUAGUCAGAGCUACUGCUAUCAAAUGUGAAGAUGAGGGAAGAGUGUUUGAUGCACUUUUACUCUAUCAACUCGCGCGUGACUAUGAAGCAACUGUGGUGUUGAUGAAUAAUAAAUUGGCUGAUAUUAUCGCAACCAGUGAAUUGGACAAGCCAAUCUCGAGUGUGGGCACAAUUGAUGACAACUUGGUCUUACUAUCAGAACAUAUCUGGCGUAAUGUGACUAAAAACAGCUACAUAAGUAAGGUUUCACCCCAAACCAAGCAAACUUGCGAUUUGCUUAUUUCAGUGAUCAAAAUACGUGACUUGUUUGUGAAAAGACAAUGGCGUGAAGUCAUAGCUAGUGUCAACAAACUUGAUUUGAUUCCUGCUGAUGCGCAUGACGACUUACUUAAAGUUCGAAGCUACAGCGACUUGAUAACCAAUAACAAGUUGGAUGAAAACUUGAUCAAAGUGUUGCCAUCAUUACUUGUGUUGGUGAUGACUUGCAUUUCCAAUUUGAAUUAUGGUAUACUUGCGAGAAAGUAUCAGCCAUUAAGCAAUGAGCGGGAGGAAUUGAAUCAUUGGAAAAAGAUUGCCAGAAACUGUGUUGUUUAUGCCGGUAUGGUUCAAUACAAGAUGCCAAGAGAGGUGUAUAGCUUAUUGAUUUCCUUAGAAUCGCUGUUGUAG